CAGCACACCUUUUUUAAUUAUUCAUCAGUUUAAUUAACUCAAUUCAAUUCCAGAAAACCAUUCACCAUUUCUUUCUGAUCGAUCAUCUGUAUCUGUAUGUAUGUAUAUAUAUAUAUAUAUAUAUAGAGAGAGAGAGAGAGAGAGAGAGAGAGAGAGAGUGAUGGCAUGGGGGAGUGGUGGUGGUCUUGGUUGCAGGGAAAGAUGGGAACCUUAAAAUAGCUUUGUCUUUUGCUUCUUUCGCAUUUAUUUCUCUCUCUCUCUCUCUCUCUCUCUCUCUCUCUCUCUCUCUCUCUCUUCUUUCUAUCCUUUCUACCUUCUCUCAUCAAAUCCCCUAACCGACUCCUCUCUCUCUCUCUCUCUCUCUCUCUCUCUCUUCUUUCUAUCCUUUCUACCUUCUCUCAUCAAAUCCCCUAACCGACUCCUCUCUCUCUCUCUCUCUCUCUCUCUCUCUUUCUCCAUAGCCGCUUCUCUCUCUCUCAUCUCAACUUUCUGUUUGUUUGGUUGUACUUGUAUGUGCAUCGAUUAUGGUGCACAGCAGUCUUCAAAGAUGACAGACUAGCAGACCUUCUUAGUGUAUGGGGUGUAGCAGAAGAACAGAAGCUCAAGAAGAAGAAGAAACACCAAAGGAAUCGAAUUGAAGGUUGUUGAAGAAUAUAAUAAAUAAUUUGAGGUAUUGAAGGAGGUCUAGAUCGAUCGAAUUGAAUUAAGUUGUUGAUCAGAGAUGAAUAAACUCGACAGCAGCAGCGACCCACUUCAUCAUUCAGCAUCGCCGAUGCUUAUCUAUCAUCAACCUGCAGCUGCUUCUCAAAAUCAUAAUCAAAAUCAAAUUCAGAAUCAGAAUCAUAGGAAUAAUAUUAUCAGUAGCAGCAGCAGCCAGAUUUCUUUCGGGAACAUGAACACGAUGAUGCAGUCGUCUUCAUCUUCCCCGCCGCCACCACCACCAGCCACAGGCGGAAGCUUCAACAUAAGCAAAGAUGGUGGAGCUUAUGAUUUGGGCGAAUUGGAUCAAGCUCUCUUUCUGUAUCUCGAUGGCGGCCAAGAUCAUAUUCAUCAUCACUCUCAACACCAAAAACAAAAUUCAGAGAUGAGACUACAUACCCUCAAUAUAUUCCCUUCUCAGCCCAUGCAUGAAGAGCCCUCUGCUGCAACAUCUAAUAAAGGAAAUGUAAAGAGUAGUGGAUUAGGUUGUGCAGAAACGAAGAAGACAUCUGAGCCGUCCAUCCGCCUAUCUAACCCUAGAUCUCAUUUGGCUUCUUCUUCCUCCUCUCCUCAACCCCAAAAAGCAGUUAAGCGUGAGGGAAACCGCAGAGGAACAUCCUCAAGUACUUCUGAUCAUCAGCAGCAAGAGGGCCCAAAAACACCUGACCCCAAGACUCUGCGGAGGCUUGCGCAGAAUAGAGAGGCUGCUAGAAAAAGCAGGCUGAGGAAGAAAGCUUAUGUUCAGCAGCUGGAAUCGAGUAGGAUGAGGCUUACUCAGCUGGAACAAGAGAUUCAACGAGCUCGAUCACAAGGAUUUUAUUUGGGAGGAAACGCAGCAGGGUUUUUACCAGGAGAUCAUCAUCAUCAGGGCCUUCCUGCUGUUGCCAACAUAAAUUCAGAAGCUGCGUUGUUCGACAUGGAGUACGCGCGGUGGCUGGAGGAGCACCACCGCGUGACGGUGGAGCUCCGGAACGCCGUGCAGGAUGACUUGCCGGAAAACGAGCUCCGGCAUUUCGUUGACAGCUGCUUAGCUCACUACGAUCAGCUCAUGUGCCUGAAGAACAUCAUCGCUAAAUCCGACGCCUUUCACCUCCUCUCAGGCAUGUGGCGGACCCCCGCCGAGCGCUGCUUCCUGUGGAUCGGCGGCUGCCGCCCCUCCCACCUCAUCAAGGUGAUGGUUAGGGAAAUAGAAGAGGGGUUGACGACGGAGCAGGAGGUGGUGGGGAUAUGUGGUCUGCAACAGACAACUCAGGAAGCUGAAGAGGCACUGUCUCAGGGUUUGGAAGCUUUGAAUCAUUCUCUUUCAGAAACCAUUAUUUCUGAUUCACUCAGCCUUCCCCCGAACAUGACGACCUACAUGUCCCAGAUGGCCUCCGCCAUUAACAAGCUUUCUGCUCUUGAAGCUUUCCUCACUCAGGCUGAUAACUUGAGGCAGCAAACCCUUCACAGGGUGAGACAAAUACUGCCGACCCGACAAACGGCGCGGUGCUUUCUGGCAAUGGCGGAGUAUUUCCAUCGUCUCCGAGCUCUCAGCUCCCUCUGGUUAGGCCGUCCUCGCCCCCAAUGAUCCAUCCCUCAACCUCCAUUAUUAGUUAUAUCAUCUUUUCAUCAUCAUCUGAAGCUAGCUAGCUAGGUUGAUUGAUGCAAUGCUCAUGGAAUCAUCAAUCAGCCUCCUCCAAUCCACCUGGUACUACCCCAUAUAUCAAUUAUUUGUAAUAAUAGUAGUAAGAAUUAUUAUUAUUAAUAAUAAUUUUUUAAUUGUUUUUUUGGUCCUGGGUAAAAUUGAACUAAUGUUUAAGUGGUGAGAGAGACAGAGCAGAUCAGGUGAAUGAGCAAGAGUCUGUUUUGAUGAAUAUAUAUAUGUGAAUGUUGAUAAUAGCCCUCUUGAUCUUAAUUAAAUAAUAGCUGAAUCAAUUAUACAUACAUAUGAUGUACUGUUUCUAGUUGAAAAUUAUAAUAAAAUAUGUAAUGUUGUUUAUAUAU
Molecule: messenger RNA, 2682 nt
Organism: Andrographis paniculata
Lineage: Eukaryota; Viridiplantae; Streptophyta; Magnoliopsida; Lamiales; Acanthaceae
Product: bZIP transcription factor TGA10-like
Exons: 11
Coding region: 722-2266 (514 amino acids)
Biological process (GO): regulation of DNA-templated transcription; DNA-templated transcription
Molecular function (GO): sequence-specific DNA binding; DNA-binding transcription factor activity
Source: RefSeq, a predicted model, not a curated record